Molecule: messenger RNA, 919 nt
Organism: Aplysia californica (California sea hare)
Lineage: Eukaryota; Metazoa; Mollusca; Gastropoda; Aplysiida; Aplysiidae
Product: kynurenine/alpha-aminoadipate aminotransferase, mitochondrial-like
Exons: 6
Coding region: 308-919 (203 amino acids)
Molecular function (GO): L-kynurenine:2-oxoglutarate transaminase activity
Source: RefSeq, a predicted model, not a curated record
ACACUUCAAACUGCGGAUCUUUCGGUCAACUGGUUAUCGAGUGGUAUGAGAGUCUUUCGGACCGUAGUUGCAUAUAGUAUUAAAGUUGCAGUACUAUCAAACCAGCGUUGAACGAGGUCCUUGCUAGUAGUCAAUGAAGUAAGUGGUAUAUUUUUGCCUACUGCAAUGCAAACAAGCUGGAACAAGAUCGAAACAAACUAUUAUUAAUAGAUAAUUUGCAAUAUAAAUCGUUGUGAUACCAAGUAUACAGUUGAACGAAACGCUGCAUCUCAUCUGAACUCGAAGUCUUAACGACUUGCGAGAUGAAAUGAGGUAUAUAAUAAAUUGCUUCAAAGUUUAUUUAUACUCGGUAAUAAUUUUUUUUUUGUCACAGGUUCCCGUGGUCACAUAUUGUUCCUGGAAAUCCCAUUCUUCUCAGUGGCGUAUUCUUGGAGCAGAACUCAGUCAUUGUGUCAAGAUGGACAGGAUAUCGGCCUUACUGAACUCAGAGCCCUGCCCACCGGAGUAUGAAAAGUUUCUAAGCAAAGGCGGUAAGAGGCUUCACCCCGUUGAAUUGAGACAAGUGCUCUUGAAAGAUUUAGAAAGGGAAAAGGCGGGGAAACGGUUGAUAUCCAUGUCCAAUGGGCUUCCCAACGUGGACGGCUUUCCUAUUGUGGGGACGGACAUCCAUCUGAGGGAUGGUUCAGUAUUACACAUUGGUGAGGAACAAAUGAAUACAGCUUCCAACUAUGGACUAUCAGAGGGGUACACCCCACUUCGUGAGUGGUUGCUCGAGCUUCAUAAACAAGAGCACAAGCCCCCUCAGCUUACCAGACCCAACCACCCUGAGGAUUUCCACCUGGUUAUGACGGCUGGGGCCUUUGAAGGACUUCGACACGAAAACACAACCAAGGAGAAUCAAUGUGGAUUAGGAACUUGA